Aedes albopictus (Asian tiger mosquito) is the source of this 3803-nucleotide messenger RNA. RefSeq names its product insulin-like growth factor-binding protein complex acid labile subunit. The transcript has 5 exons. Lineage: Eukaryota; Metazoa; Arthropoda; Insecta; Diptera; Culicidae. The record is from RefSeq and is a predicted model, not a curated record. The coding region runs from base 2184 to 3803 and encodes 539 amino acids. Gene Ontology annotation, molecular function: protein binding.
UUCACCGUCUCACGGUUCGCUCACAAUUCGACCCAGCACGCUCACGCUGCUGGAUCCAGUUCGAUUCCAACGUUGUUGUUUUGGCCGUGUUCUUGCUUGCCGUGUUUCAUCGUCGUCGUCAUCGUUCGUCUGUCCGUCUGCUGGCAAGCGGUCUUCAGUAGAGUUUCGGCCUUCGUUCGACGACGUGGUUCAGCGGGAGCGUCUACGCUUAUCGGGCCUGUUAUUUCGCUGCGCGUGUUUCGCGUUCGCGCGAGUGCUUGCAUCACCGCCGCAAUCAUAAUCCAUCCAGCCACACACAACUUCGACGACCGGGACGUGAUCAAUAAAUAAAUAAAUGAAAAAUUGUGAACACCCCGGUGUGGAAGUGGAAGUCGGGUAAUGCCGGGGUUUUGCGCGUUCGCGGCCUUUGGGGUGUGAGUGAAUGUGGAAGAAUUACAAGCACCAUACGGGGCCAUAAGAGAGAAUUAUUAAAACGGUGCGCGGUGCUGCAUUUUUGCUUGUUGGUUCUAGUAGCGAAGUGUUUGAUGGGAUUGUUAUCAGGGGUUGUUGUGUGUGCAGUUUGAGUCAUGGUUAUACGCCCCUCAUCGUCGUAGGUGAAGAAGAUUACGAGAGAAUUGGCGAAUGAUAAGGGCAGGGGUUUUGAUUACCGAGUCACGAUUAGGAGGUGUAGUGAUAUCCCUUUGAAGGCUUUUUGGGGGCUGAAGAACUUUGAAGUUACUGCUGAUAGUGCGAGUCGGAGUGAGAUUGGUGUGAAGAAAUUGAUUCAAGGUUCUUUGAAGAGAGAAGUCAAUUGAAGUGGUGUUGAUUUUUAUUCGAUCAAUCAAACGAGCUGGAGAUUCAGAUCAAUUGGCAGUCGAGAAUAGUGUCCUAAAUGUCCUAAAUUGGUAGUUGAUUGUGAAAAGUGUAUCAUAUUGGAAAAGAAGAAGCUAUCUGCUGCGAAGAAUAAAUUUGAAUGAAGCAAACAGGGGAGAAAGACCUCCAAACGAAGAUAUAAUAAGCCCAAAAUCUGGCAUAAUAUGGUGAUUACGGUCUAUGAAUAAUAUCAAAAGAGUCCGGCUAAAACCAGUACAGUUGGCCAGGUCCUGUUCAACAUUAAAAGGAUUUAUAAUUACUGUUGAAGCAAACAGAAAGUGAAAUCCCGGCGAAAGGACCGCAAACCGGCGACAGAACCAACCUUAUUCCAAAAGACCAACGUUGUGGACUCGUACCGAGAAGGAAAAAAGGAGAACGAGCCAAAAACUCAAUCCCGGAAGGACAAAAAAGAACCUUCUUCGAGAGCAGUCACCUACCUAAUCCUGGGCUGCAUACAGACGUAAUACCCGAAAAUAACAUUUGUCGCCCAGUUUUCCACCGUCCUCCUCAUCUCCGCAAGGGACGUUCGCUUCAGUGAGCUCGCGGAAAAUAACGAGGAUUAUAGUGCCAGACAUUCCCAGACGGAGAAUCCCCCGGUCGGAAGGCGUAGUAGCAGAGUGCGGCAAGGAUUAAUUUCCAUAAAUCAAAUAUGAUUAGAUACCACGUUGGGCCUCCGGGUUUGGAGUAACCGUGCUGCUGCGCAGCCACAGUGUCAUCAUCAGCGGUGAUGCGUGACAAUUUGAACAAGUCGUAGAAAACAAAAAAGGUGACGACUAAUUGUAACAUAAUGGAAUACAAGCACACCUUGAACCCGACCACCGCGAACCGAUCCCAAGAGCACCAGCAUCAGCCCCACCAACAUCAGAAUCAGCAUCCCGAGCUUUGUCAGUACAGUCAGUGUCAGUGCCAGAGGAUGAUGCAAGCUUAGCAGCAUCCCGUCCGCGCCGUACUUAGUGAACAACAACAGCCGCAGGAAACGCGCGCGAGUGCCAGUGAAGAGAAGAGACCACGCCACGCCACUGGGAUAUAGAGAGGAAACGCGCCGGGAGACCCCAGAGCAGAGUGAGAGGCGAGACUCGCGAGAGUUUCGCGCAGUGCAGCCGAGAAAAACCGGAGAUCUUCUACGCGAGAUAUAAAAGGGAAUUCUAUACGGAAAAUCUUUGUUGAAGACCGCUAAGUGAUCCGAUGCUGGCUAAAAAAAGUUGUACCCUAGACUUGAUGAAAUAUUCCUGUUUGAAGACUAUGAUCGUCGCGGUGCCGAGGUGCUGAGCAUCCAACCGGGAGUACGCUACACGCUUACGCAACACAGUUCUUAACGAAUCGGAAGGAAAAUGCUACGCAAAAUGUUGUCCAGGCCGGUCCACGUGGGAUUGGUGGUGGUUCUGCUGCUUGGGAUCGUGAUUCCGGUUGUUCCGAUGUGGUCGGCUUGCCCAUCUCCUUGCCGAUGUGACGACGAAACGCUGGAGGUGGUGUGUGGAGAUGGGUUGCUGGACGUGCUUCCGAUCGUGCUGAAUCCAUCGCUGCAGCGACUCACUAUUAGAAAUAAUAAAAUUAGGAGCUUGGACUCGUCGAUACAGUUUUAUCCGGCGCUGAAAUUUUUGGACUUGAGCUAUAAUCAUGUGUUCAACAUGCCACCGAAAACGUUUUUCUACCAGAGGGAAUUGACGGAGUUGCACCUGAAUCACAACAAGGUGGGAUCGAUAUCGAACAAGACGUUUACAGGAUUGGAAUCGUUGACGAUAUUGAAUCUGAGAGGGAACUUCUUGGACGAACUGACGGACGGAGUGUUCGCGGACUUGAAGAAGCUGGAGGAGCUGAACUUGGGACAGAAUCGGAUAGGAAAGAUAGACCAGAAGGCUUUCGAGGGGUUGGUGAACUUGAAGGUGUUGUAUCUGGAUGACAACACAUUGAGUGCGGUACCGUCGACAGCGUUUGGACCACUUGUGGUUCUGGCUGAACUGUAUCUGGGAAUCAAUUCAUUUUCAACGAUUGCGAAGGAUGCUUUCAUGCAGCUGGAUAAGCUGAGUAGGUUGGACUUGCGAGGAGCUGCACUGGUGAAUGUGACCCGUGAGACAUUCAAUGGGUUGGAUGCGCUGAGAGUGUUGGAUCUUUCCGACAACCGUCUGAGUCGGAUACCGACCUCCGAGCUGUCUGCGCUGGAGCGAUUGGAGGAAUUAUCGUUAGGACAAAAUGAUUUCGACAGUAUUCCCAUGGGAGCAUUUGCUGGACUGGCAAACCUAAGGAAGAUAGACAUAUCAGGAUCUUUAAAACUGAAUAGAAUUGAAAGCGGAGCGUUUUCGGCGAACGCCAAUUUGGAAGAAAUUGUGAUAGCUUCUAAUAAAGCACUGGCAGAGAUUCAGGAUGGAGCAUUGAGUGGGUUGCCACAUCUGAAGAGGUUGAUGUUGAAGGACAAUGCACUGACGACGCUGUCGGAUGGAUUAUUUACGUGGAAUGAAUUGAUUGAUUUGGACUUGUCGGAAAAUCCAAUAGCCUGCGACUGCAGAAUUUUGUGGUUGAGGAACGUGUUGGUGAACAAGAGUAACAGCAGCCAGAAUCAGAACCCGGUGGUGUGUGCUUCACCGGAUAGACUAAGAGAGCAAACAUUGCAAGCAUUAUCGCCUGAAUUGCUUGGUUGUUCGCACACGAACCCACAAGAGCAAGCAAUUAUUUGCGUUAUACUGGUUGCAGCUGCUGCCAUCAUUACAACAUUGGCACUGGUAAUCUACAAAUGUCGAAGACGAAUCCGUGAAGCGGUGAAAGGCAGAUGGGGAAACAGUGCCAUCGGCCGGAAGGAGCGUGAAUACCAAAAGACCUUCUCCGAGGAGGACUACAUGGGUAGACUGCCGAACCCGUGCGGGAUGACCGGAGUGCAUACGACAACGUUGAACAACUACCAAAUCAACAACCACCACUCGCAUGGUAUACGACACAUACCGGUAACGGAACUAUAG